Molecule: messenger RNA, 669 nt
Organism: Acanthosepion pharaonis
Lineage: Eukaryota; Metazoa; Mollusca; Cephalopoda; Sepiida; Sepiidae
Source: the annotation of a GenBank genome assembly
AUGGACCAACAGUCUUUUCAUAAUCUAUCUAUCUAUCUAUCUAUCUAUCUCGGUCUUUUCAUUAUAUAUCUAUCUACUUAUAGCGGUCCUUCAAUCUAUCUAUCUAUCUAUCUAUCUAUAGCGGUCUUUUCAUUAUCUGUCUAUCUAACUAUCUAUUUAUGUAAGUAUUUAUCACGGUCUUUUCAUUAUCUAUCUAUCUAUCUAUCUAUCACGAUCUUUUUAUUAUCUAUCUAUCUACUUAUAGCGCUGUCUUUUCAUUAUCUAUCUAUCUAUCUAUCUAUCUAUCUCGGUCUUUUCAUUAUAUAUCUAUCUACUCAUAGCGUUCUUUUCGUUAUCUAUCUAUCUAUCUAUAACGGUCUUUUCAUUAUCUAUCUAUCUAUCUAUCUAUCUAUCUAUCUAUCUAUCUAUCUAUGUAAGUAUUUAUCACGGUCUUUUCAUUAUUCAUCUAUCUAUCUAUCUAUCUAUCUAUCACGGUUUUUCAUUAUCUAUCUAUCUAUCUAUCUAUCUAUCUAUCUAUCUAUCUAUCUAUCUAUCGCGGUUUGUUCAUUAUCUAUCUAUCUAUCUAUCUAUCUACUUAUAGAUGUCUUUUCAUUAUCUAUCUAUCUAUCUUUUAUCUAUCUAUCUAUCUAUCGAUCACGAUCUUUUUAUUAUCUAUCUAUCUACUUAUAG